Molecule: messenger RNA, 960 nt
Organism: Choloepus didactylus (southern two-toed sloth)
Lineage: Eukaryota; Metazoa; Chordata; Mammalia; Pilosa; Megalonychidae
Product: olfactory receptor 13F1-like
Exons: 1
Coding region: 1-960 (319 amino acids)
Biological process (GO): G protein-coupled receptor signaling pathway
Cellular component (GO): membrane
Molecular function (GO): olfactory receptor activity; G protein-coupled receptor activity
Source: RefSeq, a predicted model, not a curated record
AUGUUCCAGGCAAAUUGGACAUCAGUAACAGGUUUUAUCUUCCUGGGGUUUUCCCUCUACCCUAAAGUUGAGAUCCUUAUAUUUGUGCUGUGCCUGCUGAUGUACUCAAUCACCUUUCUGGGUAAUAUAAUUCUGAUCUCCAUCAGCAUUCUGGAUUCCCACCUGCACACCCCCAUGUACUUCUUCCUCAGCAACCUCUCCUUUGUGGACAUCUGCUUCACCUCUUCUGCCCUCACUCCAAUGAUGAUAAACUUUAUUUCAGGUACAAGCAUCAUCUCAUUUUUGGGAUGUGCUGCUCAGAUGUACUUAUCUCUUGCUCUGGGCUCCACUGAGUGUGUGCUCCUAUCCAUGAUGGCCUAUGACCGGUAUGUGGCCAUCUGCCAACCCCUGAGAUACUCCAUCAUCAUGAACAGGAGGGUCUGUGUGCAGAUGGCCAUUGGCUCCUGGGUGACAGGCUGCCUCACUGCCCUUGUGCUAUCAGCAUCUGUGCUACAGCUUUCUUUCUGUGAUAACAAUAACAUCAAUCAUUUCACUUGUGAAAUUCUGGCUGUCUUGAAACUUGUUUGUGGAGACACCUCCAUGGCGCAGUUAAUCAUGCUGGUGCUCAGUGUACUUCUCCUUCCCAUGCCAAUGCUCCUCAUCUGUGUCUCCUAUGCCUUCAUCCUCUCCAACAUCCUGAGAAUCAGCUCAGCAGAUGGAAGAAGCAAAGCCUUUUCAAUGUGUGCAGCCCACCUGACUGUCAUUGUUUUGUUCUUUGGCACAGCUCUCUCCAUGUACCUGAAGCCCUCAGCUGUAGACUCACAGGAAAUAGAUAAAUUUAUGGCUUUGGUAUAUGCUGGAUUAACCCCCAUGUUGAAUCCUAUCAUCUAUAGUCUACGGAACAAAGAGGUGAAAGUGGCUCUGAAAAAAUUGCCGACUAGAAAUCCUUUUGGUGCUAUUUUAAUUUCCAAAUUCAAUUAA